Messenger RNA from Zingiber officinale, 1620 nucleotides. RefSeq lists its product as uncharacterized. Gene Ontology annotation, molecular function: zinc ion binding; nucleic acid binding. Bases 503 to 1051 code for a protein of 182 amino acids. Lineage: Eukaryota; Viridiplantae; Streptophyta; Magnoliopsida; Zingiberales; Zingiberaceae. The record is from RefSeq and is a predicted model, not a curated record. The transcript is spliced from 2 exons.
UACUAUGAUUCAUAUGUAUGUUAAUGCAUGUUAAUAGUUUUAUUUACGUUAUGCUUAAAUGAUCUAAUAUGUUUAUUUUAGAUAGUUUAGCAUGUAUAAAUAAAAUGAUUAAAUUAGCAUUAUAUGAAUCAAUCACAUGAUAGUGUGUCUUUGUUAUGCUUUUAUGAUUUUACUUAUACGGUUAGAUUGUAAUGCAUGCUUAGAUAAAGAUCAUGCUUAUGUUUGUUUUAAAACCAUACGAACACUCCUUUGAUUUAAUUGUUAAAUCACAAAUAAAAUUUUAAAUUUCCGUUAUGCAUAGGAGUGUAGAAACAUGAUCACCGAAUUUUGAAUUUGGUUCCAACACACCGGACUAUCGAAUCUCAGAGAAAAGGUAAAUACCCAAGAUUCGCUAAGAUACACGUUAAAUGCAUUCCCUAGGAAUACGAAAUGGACUUCACUAGUAGAUGUUUUUUAUAUCUCUAAGGACUUAGAAAAUAUUACCUUAGAAGAAUUAUUUUCUAUGUUUGAAGUGCAUAAAUCGAGAUGUGCAAGUACAAAGGAGCCGAAGCACAACAUCGCCCUCAAGGUAGCGAGAGAUGAACAUGAGUUAGAAUCUUCUAUCGACGACGAGGAAAUGGUAAUGAUGGUAAGACAUUUUAAAAAGUUGUUUAAUUCAAAGAAAACUAACCAUCCGCAGGGUAGAAAGAAAAGGAUAAUUAGAUACUACCACUGCAACGAAAAAGGGCACGUCAAAGAAAACUGCCCUAAGCUAAGGAACAAGGACAAGGACAAAGGAAAGAAGCAUGUCCAAACAAACAAGUUGAAGACACUAAAAGCAACGUGGGACGAUACGUCAUCCAAAUCGGAAGUCGAGGCCUUCUCCGGACUUGUAUUAAUGGUAAGUCAUCAAGACGAGGACUACGAUUUAAGCUCGUCCGAAAUAAGCAUCGAGAGCAUCGAUGAAGGGGGAGAUACGUCGGAAGAAAGCAGCAAUUCAGGGGGAGCCACGGAUAACGAGUUCGAUAAGGUAAGUCAGGAGCACAAGGAGUCAAGCAAAAGACACAGCUAGCGAGAAGGACGGCACGGGAGAGAGCCGAUGGGCUCGGCGCGUCUGAGGGACGAGGUGCUGCGGAAGAGUACGCGGGAGAACGAGAAAGAAGCGCGCGACGUUUAUGAGGGACGAGAAGCCGGAGUGGAAGGUUGCUCGAGAAGGCCGAAAUUGAGUUCGGGUAAGCCUUAUUUUGGUUGGCUAAAAUCACCCAAGCGAGCGGAGCCGGAGCGGAGGACCCAGACCGAGGCGGGCAGCAACGGAGCAGAGGGCUCGGAUCAAAAGUCAACUAUGUUGACUUUAGUGGUCCGGGCGCCCAGAAUAUGAUUUUGAUCGGAUCGCAUUUGACCAUGAUCCGUUGUAAAGAGGAUAAAACUUUAUCCCCCUUCUAGGCACUUGGAACCCUCUAGGCGCCCCAACCAAGGCUAUAAAUACAGUCUUAGUCCAUAAACUUUUCAAAUCAACAAGAAAUUAUAACAACACUUGUGUGCUUCUAUUGUUUUGUUUAGCUUCCUUCUUUCUGUUCUUACACUGUUGUAAAAGAGGCUUCUCCGCCUGAAGGAGAAUUUAGUGUGAUCAUCUUCCUUGAA